GCCCCGCAGAGGCUGCCCCGUGAGCCGCUCCGCCCGGGUCCCGCCGGAACAGAUCCCUGCCAUGUUUGCGUUUUUGAUAGUGCUGUGUCAACUGCAUGUGAUGGUGUUGGCGUUUCCUCACUGCCCUGGGAGAUUAAAUAACUUGAAGCAACCUGAAUGGAAAGAUGUUUUCACAUCAGCAAAGGAGGCCAAUUUAUUCAUUGGACGACAUCUUCUGAACAACAGAUUUGAUUUUGAAGCAUUCACAGAUGAUAACCUGGAAAGGGAAUGCUAUGAAGAACUGUGCAAUUAUGAAGAAGCAAGAGAAAUUUUUGAAGACCCUGAUAAAACGAUGGAUUUUUGGAAAGAAUAUUCAACUAAAGGCCCUAAAAUAAAAAUAGGUGAUGAAGCACUACAAAAGGUGAAUGUCACAGGACUGCUCAUCAGCCUGGUUGCUGCUGGAGUGCUGUUGGUUAUAAUUGCACUGAUUAUCUUCUACUGCUGCAAAAGCAGAUGCAAAUCAAGACAACCACCGGGGUAUUUGGAUUAUGUAAGAAGCAGAAGACGUAAUUCAGCCAACAUCUUCAGAAGGCAUGAAGAGUUUUCUUUGAACCCUCUUCCUCUCAGAACUGAUGAUUCAGGAUUACCCACUUAUGAGCAAGCAGUUACUUCAGCUGGACAACACAAUGUGCCCCCACCCCCUUAUCCAGGGCCCCCAAGAGAUGCACGAGUGUUYCUAAAGUCCAUGUCUCUCCCUGGCCCCUAAUCACAAACCUUUUGGGGUGAGAGAAGAUUACUGGAAYAUACUUCUGAAAAAGUAUGUGCUACCUUGCAUAUUGCAAGAUGAUUUUCAAAAAUGUGAAAGAUCUUUUGGACAGCUAGGAAUGAGUGAAGUUCCCAUUUGGGAAAUGAGGUCACCUGUUGCAAAGGCUGCAGGAUUAUUCUUUGCACAAAAUCACUGUGCUAAGAGGAGGGAAUGCAUAAAGACUGCUGCCCUCUUCCAUAUGCACUUUGAGCCAUCCCAUCAAACUAUUGAUGUUUCAUUAAUAGUUUMAUCUCUUUCUUCUUCAGAAAGAACAGUAUUUUGAUUGCUCAUAUUGACACUAACCAUUUUUUGUGACUUAAUACUUUAAAUCACCAUAAGAAGUCUACUUUGUUGUUUGACAUACUUCUUUGCUGUGUGAAUUUUCUCUUCAUUCUUGUAAUAGAUUUGAGUGUGAAAAUUAUUUCAUGACUUGAUCUUUYAAAUAUAUGUAUAUAUGGUAUUGCUACUGGAUUACACUGGUUUUCAAUUCAACUUUUGCCMUGCUUGCAAAAGCAUUUUGAAGUUCUCGAAGUUCUGUGAGACUGAAAUAAGUGAAUUGUGUGAGGUCUCUGUUGACAGUCAAGCUACAAGUUUAUGAGAAGCUGUGGAAUUAUGAGCUUGCAAAAACAUUCUCCCAUAUUUCCCUUUCAUUUAGCUUGCACUUUUAAAAUUUGUUAAUGUACAUUUUAAGCUCUAGAGCAGCACUCUCUUCCCUAUUCUUAAUGCCUAGCUUUAUGUUUAAAGAGGCUAUGUGCCAAAUUAAAUGCAAAAUCUAAUCUGUUAAAGCAACUGAAAUCUUUUGCUUUGGUCAGAAUCACAAUUACAACAACAAACAACACAGCUAGUGAUUAAUAACAGGCCUAACCAAGACUCAUGUUAUUACUGCCUAUCUGAUCUACUCACUCAUUCCUGCUCAUGCAGGAUACCACAGGCUGGCAGCACCCACAGCUGGCACAAAGGUGCUGCAUCCAGGAUCUGUAAGAGGGGAAAUGGCUUCACAAUGAAAAUGAGUAGCUUUGUAUUGGAUAGUAGGAGGAAAUUCUUUGCUGUGUGAGUGGUGAAGCCCUGGCACAGGCUGCCCAGAGUAGCUGUGCUUGCCCCAUCCCUGUAAAUGCUCAAGGACAGGCUGGAUGGAGUUCUGAGCCUGCUCCAGUAGAAGGUGUCCCUACCCUUGGUAGAGGGGCUGGAACUCGAUCUUCAAGGCCCCUUCCAACCCAAAGCAUUCUAUGAUUCUAUGAUAUACAACAUGCAAAACCAUUACACUCAAACAUUGGCCAAUAUUUUUCUGUUAACAUGAAUAAUAACUAUAGCUCACUAUGCAUCUAAGAGCUUAAUAAAUAUAUACAUAAAUAAGCUACAAAUAAAUAGAUUUACACUAAUUGUGAACAGGAGCAUUACUUUGGCCUUGGAUCUGUGAUUGAUGUAUUGCUCUAAUUGUGAUUAAAUCACAGAAAACUGCCAACUCGCCGUUAGCUUGAUCCUGCAUUUCAUUUGGCAUAUGGUCACUCUAAACAUGUAACUAGGCCUCAGAAAGCAAUAUUGCCAUUCAACAUUGUGUAACACUGAAUGAUUUAAACAGAAAGAGGAAAUAGGGAAGUUUCCCUAAGGGGCAGUGUAUAUUAGCUAACA
Malurus melanocephalus (red-backed fairy wren) is the source of this 2413-nucleotide messenger RNA. RefSeq names its product proline rich and Gla domain 4 (gene PRRG4). NCBI's taxonomy places the organism in Eukaryota, Metazoa, Chordata, Aves, Passeriformes, Maluridae. Gene Ontology annotation, molecular function: calcium ion binding. Gene Ontology annotation, cellular component: extracellular region. Bases 62 to 745 code for a protein of 227 amino acids. The record is from RefSeq and is a predicted model, not a curated record. The transcript has 6 exons.